Molecule: messenger RNA, 6578 nt
Organism: Daphnia pulex (common water flea)
Lineage: Eukaryota; Metazoa; Arthropoda; Branchiopoda; Diplostraca; Daphniidae
Gene: Dcr-1
Product: endoribonuclease Dcr-1-like
Exons: 19
Coding region: 136-6288 (2050 amino acids)
Biological process (GO): apoptotic DNA fragmentation; siRNA processing; pre-miRNA processing
Cellular component (GO): RISC complex; nucleus; cytoplasm
Molecular function (GO): protein binding; ribonuclease III activity; deoxyribonuclease I activity
Source: RefSeq, a predicted model, not a curated record
GUUUAAGUCAUCCUCAUGCUGUAAACCUGUAAACAAAAAACUUUUUACAUCUGAGUUCUGAUGUUCUUAAGUUGUUACUAAGCUUCAGAAAUUUUCUCGAGUUUCCUCUUAUGUCCAUUCGUUUUAUUCGCUAAAAUGUUACCUCAAAUGAUGGAUUUAUCAUCAAAUGAUAAUUUUACUCCAAGAGAUUUUGAGGUUGAACUUUUUGAAUCUGCAAAAGUUAAAAAUACUAUUGCAUGUUUAAAAGCUGACUUGGGUAAGAUGUUCAUUGCUGUAAUGUUAAUUCGAGAAAAAGCUUUUGAAGUGUGCAAUUCUCUGCUCUUACCCAAGGGAGGUUUUUGCUCAGUUUACCUUACCCCAACAAUCAAAUUGGCACUUCAGCGUUCAGCUUACUUGCGCCAUCACACUCCAUUGAAAGUAGGAAUUUUUCAUGAGAAAAAAGGUGUAUUGCAGUGGAGUUCUGAAAGAUGGACAGAGGAGUUGGGGAAAAGUCAGGUGCUUGUCAUGACAUAUUCCAUAUUUCUAGAAGUCAUCCACAAAAACUUUCUCAAAAUGAACAAGCUUAAUUUGUUGAUAUUGGAUGACUGCCAUAAUGUUAUGAACAAUGAAGCUUUAAAAGGAGUUUUAACUCUCUAUGAAAAUGCAGCAAGUAGUGUACAUCCAAGAAUCCUUGGAUUAACUGCAUCUAUUGUAAAUAACAUAUGCAAGCCGAUGGAACUGUCUCAGUUGAUAACUAUUCUGGAAACAAAAUUAAAAUCGGUUAUUUCGACUUCCAACAACGUUUUGUCAGCCUUGCAGCAUUCAACUCGACCCAAAGAAUUGAUAUGUGAAAUAUCGUCCAAGUAUGAAGCCACAGAGCUGCAGCAAGAAAUAAUGGGUCGUAUUCUUUUAUUGAAUGAUUAUCUGCGAGAUCAUCGAUAUGAUCCCGCUGAGUACUAUGGGGAACAAGAUUAUCUAAAAGAGAUUCCUAAUCCAUGUCAUGAACCUCUUGAUCUACUUGAAGAAUACAUCCAAAUCAUUCAAAAUUUUGGUCCUUGGGGAGCAGACCGUGCUGCUUUGGUAUACCUCAUUCAUUUAGAAAAAUUGAAAACGAAAGCAGUUUAUGAAAGACACUAUCUUCUAUUAUGCCUUGUCUUCACUGUUUUACUUGAAAUAAGAUCAUUGUGCGAAGAAGAGUUUCAGAAAUACUCUGAAUAUGAACGUAUCGUGAAGUUUAGCCAUCCCAAGGUUCUUCGCCUGUUGGACAUUCUUCGGAUCUACCGACCGCCGAUACCUUCCGUGCUGCCCACAAGUGCUGAAUUAGUAGAAGUAAGCGAUUCUUUAGUUUCGUCCGAAGGGCAAACUGUUCAGACCCCAAAGUUGGCAACCGAAACGUCGCAAACCGCAGAAUUAAUUGAAAACGGUCCAGCGAUUUUGCGUCAAUCGACAACUCAACCAGGACACACUAGUCGACGGCGGCGUCCUGAUUUCUCAAAUCGCCAUCACCGAAAUCGAGAAGAUGCUUACCAGCUCUGUGGGAUGAUUUUCACUGAAAGACGUACUACAGCAAAAUUACUCUACCAUCUUUUAAAGGAUGCAAGUCGUUGUGAUCCACAACUAGCUUAUCUAAGCCCGUUGUAUACGGUUGACCGAAUGGAAGGCGUGAGUGUCAAAGAAAUGGAGAAUGAAGAAAGAAAGCAAGAAGACGUCAUGAAACGAUUUCGUAGUCGUGAUUGUAACAUUCUUGUAGCCACUAGCGUAUUAGAGGAUGGAAUUGACGUUCCGGCAUGUCAUCUGGUUAUUCGUUACGAUUUACCACAAUCCUACCGGGCUUACGUUCACUCAAAAGCUCGAGCUCGCGCUAAAAAAGCACAUUACAUCCUCAUGGUCGAAAAUGAGCGCAUGGAUGAGUUUUUAGUGGAUUUAUCUCACUUUCAUGCAACAGAACAAAUUCUGUUAAGUAAAAGCGGGUAUCACAAUUCGGUUGCUGAGUUUUUCAACCACAACGAAGAUAUGCUUAAUUGCAUUCAGGCUCCCUACCCUUCUGAUGAAACUUCUAAUUCGUAUGCAUCUUUGCAAAACGCGAUUUCUAUAAUUAACAGAUAUUGCGCAAAGUUGCCUAGCGAUUGUUUCACACGCUUAACCCCUGUGUGGAGGAUACGUACCAUAAAACGAGAAUUAAUUGAACCAUCUGUUUUGGAUAAAUGGAUUGGACUAUUUAAAAAUAGUGGUGCAACAGAAAACGUUUUCUUGGACGUAGCAUACAUAUGCUCGUUGCAGUUACCAAUUAAUUCUCCUCUGCGAAAGACUGUAUUAAGUCAACCUAUGCCAUCAAAAGUAACGGCCAAACGAUCUGCGGCACUAGAAGCAUGUCGGUUAUUGCACCAAAAGAAAGAGUUGGACGAUCAUUUCUAUCCAACGGGGAAGGAAAACCUUCGGCUUGAAGAGGAAGAGGAUUACAAUGCCGAUUUGGAAGAAGAAAAUGUACCAGAAAACUUACCACGCCCAGGCACUACCAAGCGAAGACAGUACUAUUAUAAACAAGUAGCUGAUCCGUUUAUUAACGGUAUUCCACGUCCUGAUCAGCCUUGCUAUUUGUACGCGAUCACAAUGGUAUUGAGUGAGCCUAUACCUGAGGAGCAAAACACGCGUGGAAGAAAAAUUUACAAACCCGAGACUUCUAUUCAAAGUCUGGGAAUUUUAAACAGCAAACCUCUUUCUCAAAUCUGUCCGUUCCCUAUUUUCACUCGCUCAGGCGAGGUGGAAGUGGAAAUUGUAAAAAUUUCUGAUGCCAUCCGAGUGACCGAAGGGCAGUUGAAACAAAUUUCUGAUUUUCAACGCUACAUUUUUCGAAACGUACUUUCCUUGGAAAAGGAUCCUAUGUUGUUAGAUGUAUACAACGCCGACUGUUCUUAUCUAAUCGUUCCUUUAAGACGAAGUUCAUUCUCGGAACACUCUAAAUUAAGCUUGGAUUUUGUAUUCAUCGAUUUAAUUUCGUCCGUUCGAGAUUCGAAGCCCCAAUUGAUAGCCGAAGAAGUCAGAUCUGGAUAUGUCUUUGACCCUCGAUUGUUCUCUGAUGCUGUCGUAAUGAAAUGGUAUCGUGAUCAAGAACACCCACAAUGUUUCUAUGUGGCCGAGAUAUUCUACGAACUUAACCCUCAAUCUAAGUUCCCUGAUAACAACUAUCCAACAUUUGAAAAAUACUAUCGCCACAAGUAUGGAAUCCAAAUUCAGAAUCUGAAGCAGCCACUGUUAGACGUCGAUCAUACCUCAGCCAGACUCAAUUUUUUAACACCAAGGUACGUCAACCGCAAAGGAGUAAUGUUACCAACCAGUUCGGAACAUACAAAGAAAACACAGCGAGAAAGUCUGCAACAAAAACAAAUACUUGUUCCGGAAUUGUGUAGCAUUCAUCCUUUUUCGGCCUCACUAUGGAGACAAGCAGUGUGUCUUCCUUGCAUUCUUUACAGACUGAAUGGACUUCUUUUAGCAGAACAACUCCGUUGUAAAGUAGCAACCGAGAUUUCUUUGGGGAGGAGUCAGCUGGAACCUGGUUUUUGCUGGCCCGCUUUACGAUUUGAUUGGAAAUGCAAGUCUUCAGAUCCUGCGUUACCACCUUUACAGAGAGAAAGUAUUGCUAAAAAAGUGGAAGACACGAAACUGAAAGAUUGCCCUGAAGAAAACGAUGCGAGUAAAUCCUCCUCAAAAGUUCCCAAAAGGGAAAUCAAAGAAGGGAAAAAAAGUGCAGGAGCUUCUUUGUUGGAUAUAGGCGUGUGGAACCCAGAUGCAAUCAACGGCAGUAAUAAUCAGAGCGAUAACAGAAACACAGAAACAGCUGAUGAAGACUACGACUACAACGAUCUACAAGCGGUAGCCCUGCUUACCAAUGAUAGCGGACUGGAUUUUGAUUGGUCCAAACCAGUGGUGGAUAUUACUGGGCAUGAUGGAUCUCUCCCUGCAUUUGGUGUCCCCACACCGCAAAGCUAUCUUGAACCUUGGGGCGAGUCCAAAACGAAGCAGUUCUCUCAGUACCGCCCUCAGUCUCCUUCUGAAUUAAUUAGCAAUUUUUCAGAUGGCUCAUACAAUAGCGGUCAAAGCGCGAACGACAGUGAUACGGACGAUGUUUCCGAGGAAGACGAAAGCGGUUGUAAAGUAAAAGAGUUUGGACCAAAGUUUGUCUGCAGAGGCGAUACUGCUGAAGCAAUUGAAGAACCCAUUAACCUUAAAGCAAGAAAAUUCAAAAGUCCCGAGGAAGAAGAAUUAGAAGAGGAGCUGACUGAAGACGAUGAACCUUAUGAAAACAUUGAAGAUCUUCUUAGUAUGAAAAUGCAAUGGAACGUUGAUAUUCCCAAUAGGGAUUUGGAAGUCAAAUGUGAAAAUUUACUAAGACUGCACAAAGCACUGAUUGUUGAUCAAUCAGUUGUGCCCAUGGAUAAAGACAUCCCUAUUAUGACGCCUUUCACUCAUCGAAUCACGGAAAAUCCAGAGAAUAGCACACUAGUUCCGGAGGAGUGCAAUAAGCCAUUGGAUCCCUCUGGCCCAGCAGCCAAACCAAAUCGUAGACUAGCGUCCGAAAGUUCACAUAUGUUGGAACUCACUCGUCUGUUACUCGAAGAAUAUACCAGUGAAUGUUCUAAUGACAGUGAGCCUUCUCCUGAUCCACCAAUUCGAGAAACUCCAAUCCUUCCCAAAAAGGACGACACUGGAUUAGUAAUCACAGAACUCACCGUUCCUGGUUUAGAUUUCCCCUUCAGUUUUGACGAGCAGCAAGGUUUGGAAAGCCAUCCGGGACCAUCUCCGAGUGUGAUUCUGCAAGCAUUUACUAUGUCCAGUGCAAAUGACGGAAUUAAUUUAGAACGACUAGAAACUAUAGGCGACUCGUUUUUGAAAUAUGCCAUCACCACUUACUUGUACUGCAAAUACAGCAGCAUUCAUGAGGGCGAGCUCAGCCAUUUGCGCUCGCGACAAGUAUCCAAUCUGCACCUUUAUCAGUUAGGAAAAAAAAAACUCUUUGGUGGUUGUAUGGUUGCAACGAAAUUCAAUCCGCAUGAAAAUUGGUUACCACCGGGUUAUGUCAUCCCCGAUGCCUUAGAAGAAGCACUUAUUUCCUCCGGAAUUCCGUUAAACUACUGGAAUGUCGUUGACUUGCAGGGAAUGGAACACAUGUCAAGCGAACAGGUAAAGGCCUUAGUUCAAGAGAAAUCGGAACAGAUAAUGUUGCGUUUCGGAGGCAAGAUUCCAUCAGUCGAAGAAGUGGCUAUGGAUGGAAACAUAUUUCAUGCCCAAGAUUUACCUCGCUUCGUCCCUUACAAUCUACUAACGCAGCACAGUAUCCCCGAUAAGAGUAUUGCCGAUUGUGUAGAGGCUCUUAUUGGAGCCUAUCUCAGAGCUUGUGGUCCGCGGGGGGCACUGCUUUUCAUGUCCUGGCUUGGACUCAAAGUACUUCCUGUCAUCAACGAAGGUUCUUACGGAUAUUGGACUCCGCCGAUCUCACCUUUAGUUGACCAACCCUUGGAUAUACAUGUAGAACUGGAUCGCAUGUUGGCAGGAUUUGAGUCUUUUGAAGAGAAGAUCUGUUACAAAUUUAAUGACCGUUCUUACUUACUCCAGGCUUUUAGCCACGCCUCUUACUAUCUCAACCGACUGACCGAUUGCUAUCAAAGGCUUGAAUUCCUCGGUGAUGCCGUCUUAGAUUACCUCAUAACGCGAUAUUUAUAUGAAAAUUUGCCGCGUCACCCACCUGGGGCUCUGACUGAUUUGCGUUCGGCAUUGGUGAACAAUACGACUUUUGCCGUUUUGGCAGAACGUUAUGAAUUCCAUCGCUAUUUCAAACAUUUAUCUCCUUCUUUGAAUCAAAUUAUGGACAAGUUCAUCAAAGCUCAAGAAGAAAACGGACAUUCCAUCAAUGAAGAGUAUUACAUGAUAGAAGCUGAGGAUGUAGAAGUACCUAAAGUUCUUGGCGAUGUAUUUGAGUCGGUUGCUGGUGCCAUUUAUCUUGAUUCCCACAUGUCUUUGAAUGCAGUUUGGAGAGUGUAUUACAACAUGAUGAAAAAAGAAAUCGACGAGUUUAGUAAAAAUGUUCCGAAGUCUCCUAUAAGAGAACUGCUGGAAUUGGAAACCGACCGAGUAAAGUUUGGGAAAGCUGAACGUCUACCAGAUGGCCGUCUAAGGGUUACUGUUGACGUCAUCGGCAAAGGAACUUUCAAAGGCAUCGGGCGGAAUUACCGCAUAGCAAAGUGUACCGCGGCCAAAUAUGCUCUACGAACUCUGGAAAAGCGUAAAAUGUUAACUAAGCGUGGAGAGCAGUAAUUUUUGCCGUCAUGUUUGAUUCGUCCCUCAAUAUUAACCGUACAGAAGUGGAAAAUUCUCAAAAUCCACAAGACACAAUUUCUUUUGUGCUUUUGGCCGUCGACGUUGAAUUCUUCCGAUGUUCAGAGCAUUAAAGAACUAUGUCGUUUAUUAAAUAAGAUCAGAUAAAAUAGUAAUUUAAUAAACUUGUCGGACCAAUUUUCAGCUAUUAUUUCAAGAACUGCCAUACAUUUAUUGAUUGUAAAUCGAUCCAAAAUAAGAGACCAAUAAAAUUGAGUUAAAAAAGUAAA